CCCUCAUUAGAAUGCUGAGGACCAAGCUGGCAAAGCCUCCGCAUGCAUCAAAGAAGAAAAAUUGCAGACCAUUUCCUCAGAUUUCCAGCACAAUCCAUAAUCAGAAGCAUGGCGGAGUCGUCGAAAUCCGGUCAAGACUCGAGAUAUCACCAUUUCAUUCCUCAAUUCAUCCUUAGAAAUUUUGCACACGAAUAUCGACCGCAAAACAAGAAGGGUAACAAGAAAUGGAAAUCCAAGCAAGGUUUCUAUCCUGGAGAUAAGUUGAUCAAUGGAGUCGACAUAUCCAGCGACCAAGUGAAGCUCACCGAGAGUAAGGUCAACAAGACUUUCGGAAUUCAGGAUCUGUACCUCGAUGUCCGUCACCAAACGAACAAACAGAAUGUUGAAGAGAUGUUCAGCAAACUUGAAGGUCAGGCAGCAGGCAUCAUCACCAAGAUUCGAAAGACCUUUGAAGCUGGAGAUGAACAAGUUGCGCUGAGAAGAACGGAAAGAGAUAUCAUUCGCAAAUUUCUGUUCAUCAUGAAGUAUCGAGGAUCUAUUUUUCGCAGACGAUUUUGCGGAGAAAGUGCGGAUGAUUAUGUGGGCGAAGAUAAAGAGGAAUUUGUGGAGUAUAUGCGGAAGAAGGGUUUCGAGCAGCCGAUUGAGGUCUGGCUGGACAACAUACGGGCUUUCUUGGAGAUCAAUAUUGACGUCAACUCUGAUUGGAUUGGUAAUCUGAUGGAGAAAUCCUAUCCUAGAGAUGCUAUGUGGUUUGUUCUCCUCGUCGACUGGUACUACUUGUCCCUCUGCACGCCCUCGAAUUCAGACGAUGAAUUUAUCAUGACCGAAAAUGGUUACGGUAUCUUUGAGGGGCCUACAAGCACAACCACCGAUAUCGAGACAGGCGAUGUAGAGAUAAGUGCUUACACGGAGUAUCACAUAUUUGCCCAUAUCUCACCCAAGCUCACCAUGAUAUUGAGAGCAGCUAUUCUUCCACUUGCAGUCGAGGAUGUAGUAGAAGAUGCCAAGGUCAUGCGUGAGAUGCUACUUGAAAUGUCCCAGAUGCCACAUCACAAUCCUGAAACAGCAACAUCGUUCCUCGCCGAUCUCCCACUUACGAAACCACACAAUUCUUAUACUACCUUUGUCGAUGGGGUGCCGACAUCCAUCACAGGUCAAGAACCCGUGUUCAGCCCAAAUGAUAUCUUCUACUUUCGUUUCUUCCCACUAUCGUCUGAUCACAUUGGCAAGAUAAAUACUGUCUUCUUUGAAGAGGCUUAUAGUACCUCAAUUAUUGCCUUCAAGAGCAAGACAGGCUUGCUACGAGCACUUGAAUUCUAUCUCGCAUUCGAAGAUGAAGAUAGAUUGCGAAACUUCAAGCAGGUUGGCCCUGCCGACGACGACUUCAGACGCUUAUACUUGCGAAAAUUAGAGAACGUUGUCAAAUUACUUGGAGGCAAUGCAACUGCUAAACUCAAGUUGAGGAAGGAGGAGAUUACCAGCCAUCAUGUAACCGAGAGUUAUUUGAUUCCGGAUCAAGUUCAAGAGAUGAUUCAAGAAGACGAGACAAUGACCGGGAUAUAUACCAAACUAUGCUGCAAACCAAAACUUGACCCCGAAGACUUCGAACAGGCUCAAAUGAUGCUCAGACUCCGCAUAAAGAUCGACACUUGGACGAGUGGACUUGACGAGGGCUUCAGAGAAAAAGUCAGACAAGAUCUCGGAAAGCUUUACUGCCGGCUCCCGCCUCAGAGACUAUGGAUCUACCUCAAGCGCCUGAGAUUUAUGUUCAAGGGUUGUACUAUCCUCGACCCCUAUGGAGAAAUUCUUGACUCGGAAUUCUCACUUGAGGACUUUCAUGGCCCAGAGGACGCUGUUGCAAAUAUGUGGGAAAAGUUCCUCCCUGGCCGAUUUCCUCAUGUCAUGUACCAUGCCACAACAAUCCAUCUCCGUCUCACGGAUCCAAAUUUUGGGUUGAAAUCCGAAAUGACACCUGAUGAUGAUGGCUUCAAGCGCUUACGACAAGAUCAUGUACUUGCUUUUGGGCCUCAAGGUAGUAUUUGCGACUGUGGUAUUCCCGAUCUUCAGGACCUUGCGCGAGACCUCAAGCUCGAGUUCAUCAUCUGUCCUCCAUCUUUUGGCGAAUCGGACGCCAUGCUGAAUAUGCUGCUCGGUCCUGAGGAGUCCUUAGAGAGGGCCGUACGUGGUGCCGUUACAGAAGACUUCUUUGCGGUGAUGGGUGACGAGUUGCGGGAGGAAGGUAUGAUGGACCUCAUGGUUGUGUUGUUUGAGAUAGUCUAUCCUGUAUUUGGCUAUCGUAGGAGUGUACCGUGGAGUGCGGCAGGUUGAGGUUAAGGCCAAAAAUACCAGUAAGUCUGUAAGUAAUCGUUGCAGGUGAUUUAGGCAGGAAGGCUGUUAAAACACGUUGUGGUAAGGUCUAGCUUCCUCAAAGUAGGAGGAAAAGAUGUCAACUUGUUUCUGUCACGUGCAC
Molecule: messenger RNA, 2470 nt
Organism: Mollisia scopiformis
Lineage: Eukaryota; Fungi; Ascomycota; Leotiomycetes; Helotiales; Mollisiaceae
Exons: 6
Coding region: 43-2328 (761 amino acids)
Source: RefSeq, a predicted model, not a curated record